AUGUUUUCAAUUGAAAUACAAUUAGAUUCGCAAGUCGAGAGUCGACUCUUGGAGAAUAUUAAACAUUGUAAACCAUACUUUAAACGAGUUUUAAAACACGUUGAUUUACUUCGGAAUCACAAGAAAACUAUUUUAGACACACUCCAUCAUUACAACAACAACCACAGUGUGACAUAUCCGAAUUCAUUGAUCGAUCAAAGCAAUACCAUGUUGAGCCAGCAUCAACAACAUUCACUCUCGGACGGAAAGAAGAAAAAGAAGAAGAACAAAAAGAGUACGGCUACGAUCACGAGUAAUGGUUCCAGUGAUCAUCACCACUCUUGCAUGGAAGAUCAUCACUCAAAUAUUGGAUCACAACAUCAUCUUCUCUCAAAAGAGGAAGAACUCAUUGAAGAUUAUUUCACUCCGAAACACGUCUUCUUUUCAUCGGGAAAUCCAAGUGUUGAAAUUAUCACUGGAAUCAUCAAAUUGUACAAACAUGGAACACCAAGAAGUUUUACAAAUGCAGUGAAUGAUAAUUUAAUUUUGGAUGAUGAAUUAUAUAGUAGUAAUAAUACAGAGAAGAAAACAUCAGCUCUACUACAACCAACUUCAAAUACAACCAUUCAUACUCCAUUAUUGAACGGCAUGAUGGAUGCAACCCUUUCCGUACCUUCUACUUCUCUUCCCUCUUUGGGCCUUCAUCUCAAUCACUCGAAUAACACUUCAACUAUUUCAUCUAAUUUUUCAUCCAUUUCGGAAGAAGAAGGUCGAGGAGAGGAUGAACUAUUCUCAACUCGAGAUGAGAGUCUACCAGAACAACGAAGUACUUUGGUUUGUGUGUUGGCAGUACCUUCCUUUAUAUCAACGACAGACUUUUUUGAAUUUAUUGAUUGUUUUAAAUCGAAUAUUCUGAAAACAAGAAUACUCAGAGAUGAGUCCCCAAAUAAGUAUAUGGUUAUACUGCAGUUUGAUGAUCAGAAAAAUGCAGAUUCUUUCUUUUUGCAAUAUAAUGGAAGACCAUUUAAUUCAUUAGAUCCUGAAGAUUGUAAAAUAGUAUUUGUAAAAAGUGUUGAAUUUACCAAUAGACCUUCAAUGAUUGGAAAACAUUUAGAGAGUACUUCACAAAGUACAGUGACUGAUAUUUUCAACAUUGGAAGCUGUAACGAUCCUCAACUUGACACUCAUGAAUUUAGUAAUAACACUACUCAUGAAACUAGCAUUAACACUACUCAUGAAUCGAGUAAUAACACUACUCAUGAAUCUAGUAAUGAAGAUAAGAGAUAUGAAUUACCAACAUGCCCUGUUUGUCUGGAUCGACUUGAUUCAGGUGCUAGUGGUAUUAUUACCACUGUAUGCAAUCAUCAAUUUCACUGUGAUUGUCUGACUAAAUGGGGAGACGGAAAUUGUCCAGUAUGUCGAUACACAGAUCAAAUGAAAACAGAAUUACAAUGUGCAGAGUGUGCAUGUACAUCCAAUUUAUGGGUAUGCCUCACUUGUGGAUUUGUUGGAUGUGGUAGAUAUGAAAAAGGGCAUGCUAUGGAACAUUAUCUCCAAACGAAUCAUACGUAUUCAAUGGAAGCUGACUCUCAACGUGUUUGGGAUUACACUGGAGAUGGAUAUGUUCAUCGGCUAGUUGCAGGAAAUACAGAAGGAAAAUUAAUUGAAAUUUCACAUCCAAAUCAGAAGGAAGCAAUUAGAGAAGCUAGUGAAAUGUUGGAGGCUCAAUACAACUCCAAGUUGGAUUCGUUCUUGAUGGAAUAUAAUCAAUUACUGACGCAACAGUUAACGAGCCAGAGGGUGUAUUUUGAGUCUAGGAUCUCUGCAAUUGCAUGUGAAAAAGACAAGCAAAUAGAAAGCCUACUGAAUGAAUUACAAAUGUAUCGCCAAAAUACUCAAAAGAUGAACAACAAAGUACAAAAAACACAGAAAAAGGUUGAGAAAGAAAAGGAAGAGACAGACUUUCUCAAAGAGUUGAACAAAACCCUCAUUAACAAUCAAAAGCAAUAUGAAAUUAAGAUUGAAAAACUUGAAGAGUUGCACAAAAAGAUGAUGGAAAAGAAAGAUGCUCAGAUAAAAGACCUCCAAGAACAGCUGCAAGAUAUGAUGAUGCAUUUCCAAACCCAAGAGCAACUCGACAAGAAUCCAGAAAUGAAAAACGCAACCAUUAGGGCCAUUGGAGGAGAACCUUCAGCCACAAAUUCUUCAAACAAAACCAAAAAGAAGAAGAAAUAA
Messenger RNA from Naegleria lovaniensis, 2214 nucleotides. RefSeq lists its product as uncharacterized. Gene Ontology annotation, molecular function: ubiquitin protein ligase activity; zinc ion binding. The record is from RefSeq and is a predicted model, not a curated record. Gene Ontology annotation, cellular component: cytoplasm. Gene Ontology annotation, biological process: Ras protein signal transduction; protein ubiquitination. Lineage: Eukaryota; Heterolobosea; Eutetramitea; Acrasida; Naegleriidae. The transcript has a single exon. The coding region runs from base 1 to 2214 and encodes 737 amino acids.